CAACACGAUGGCAGCCCGGCCGCCAAGGGCGUCCAUUGCGACGUAUAUGCCGGCAGAGGUAGGGCGGCUGCGUGCGGAGAACGAAGCGCUCCGCAGGGAGCUGGCGGUGCAUGCCACACCGGCGUCCUCGAACCAACUCGAACAGCCAGUGGCGUCGCGCCGCUUGAAUACGUGGGCUGUCGGGGCGCUCGCGGCGGCGGCGCUAUCAGCAGUCGUCGGCUUAGGAGCCAGUCCGCAUGGAAUUUUAGGCGGUAACGCGCAAGAGAGGUGGCACGACACCCCAUGCCCGGACGGUGUGACAGUACCGCUCGUUAAUGCUUCGAGCAGAGUGCUCGUCACGGGCGGCGCGGGGUUCAUAGGCAUGUCGCUCAUGGCGUCGCUCGGCAAGCGGGACGCGAGGACGCGGCCGGCGGUAGUUGUUGGUGUUGACUCGUUCAACGACUACUACGCCCCGGCCAUGAAAAGAGGCCGUGCAGCUAGACUCAAGCAUGAAUUUGGCUACGACGUCGUCGAGGCGGACGUGUGCAACACCUCAGUCGUAGACGGGCUCUUCGAGAAAUACACGUUCACGCACGUGGUGCAUUUGGCGGCUCAGGCUGGCGUCCGGUACAGCAUCACGCACCCGAUGACGUACGCACGCAACAAUCUGGAGUGCGUCGUUUCACUUUUGAACUACGUUGCUCAUCGGACCCCUCAACCCGCGUACGUGUACGCUUCUUCCUCGUCGGUCUACGGCCUCAACAAAAAGAUACCCUUCAGUGAAUUGCACGCCAUAGACCACCCCGCAAACCUGUACGGGAUCUCAAAAUUUGCGGGCGAACAGAUCGCGGCGGCGUAUCACAACCUCCACGGCCUGAAGAGCGUCGGGCUUCGAUUUUUUACCGUGUAUGGCCCGUGGGGCCGGCCUGACAUGGCCGUCUCGCUCUUCACGAAUGAGAUCGAGAACGGCGAGACCAUUACACUGUUUAACGGAGGCGACAUGCGGCGCGACUUCACGUACGUGGACGACGUAGUGCGGGGCGUCGAGUUUGCGAUGGAGUACUGCGCGGACAAUGCUGCCGUGUUCAAUCUAGGUAAUUCCAAGCCCGUGCAGCUCGGCUCCGUUCGGUGUCCGCAUCAAAAGUGUCUCUGCCGCCUUCGUCUUCGAUGCUAAUGCACACACAGGCUACGUCCUCGCGCAGAUCGAGAAGCGCCUGGGCGUCAAGGCAAAAUUCAAGUAUCAGGCCUCAAACGCCGAGAUCAAGGAGACCUACGCGGACAUUUCGAAGGCGCGCGAGCUGCUGGGUUACUCGCCAACUACCUCGAUCGAGAGCGGCCUCGACCAGUUCAUGGCCUGGUACAACAAGCUAGAUAAACGGACGCGCGGCGAGUGGGCCGGGGGGCGCUUCAAGGCAGAACGGCAGAACGCUCAUCUCGAAGGAACUCGUGGGCGCGUCUGAAGCGUCCGCGUCGCCGUCUUUGUCUCUGUAUAAAUUCAAGUUGUGACACUAGGGG
Pelagomonas calceolata is the source of this 1494-nucleotide messenger RNA. The record is from the annotation of a GenBank genome assembly. NCBI's taxonomy places the organism in Eukaryota, Pelagophyceae, Pelagomonadales, Pelagomonadaceae.